GGCACUGCCACAACACACACACGUGCAGGGCAAGCUGGGCGCCGCGGCGGUGCACAUAUUCUUGAUUCUGAACGCUGUAAAGGAGGAAGGAUGGCGGAGUUUGUAGAAUUCCGCAUCGAGGAGACCAUCCCUGAGGUGGAGGAGAUGGAGAGGCUUGGCCUUCUGAGUACCAAGGAAGUAAAGAAAUUGAUCCAGAAGCGAAGAGAUUUUGAGUAUCGCUUGGCAAGAAGAUCAAAAAGAAAAAUAGAUUUUAUUAACUACAUCAAUUAUGAAAAGAAAUUAAUUGAGCUAAUCAAGAUAAGAAGAAAGCAAAUUGGAGUGUAUGAGAAGAGGCAGCAGAUUGAGGCAUCCAUCUCCCGGAGAGUGCUAAAGCAGGCUCGCCUCCUCACCCGCCUAUGGCCUUCACACCUCGACACCUGGGCACUGAGGAUCAACUUUGCACACUUUAUUGGAUGGAAGGAGGAGAUCAGUGGUGCAUAUACAGAGCAAGUUCACUUCCAUGGCAAUAGUGAGAGUGUGUGGAUUGCAUGGGCAAAGUGGGAAAUUGAAGAAAGAAGAAACUUUGAUAAAGCCAGAGUAAUAUUGCUCUCCAAGGCUCCCCUUUAUCAUCCCAAGUCACAUCUUAUUAAGAGGGAGUUGUUUCGUUUAGAAUUGCUGUAUGUGGAAAUGCUGAUGAACAAAGUGAAACAUGAGAACAUUGCAGGGCUGGAAGAAGUCAUUGAAGAAAACCGUCAGAAGGUGUUGAACUGUGCUGUGGCCCAAGCAGUGUUCCUGGAUGCUGUGCGUACCCUGCCCAAACCAGAAGUGUACCUGGAGCUGUAUCAGGUGGCAGAGAAGUUUAAAUUUGCACAUAAGCUUCGUGAGGAAAUUUAUAGGGACCUUUGUAUGAAAUUCCCUGGUUCAGAAUGUCUUUGGAAGCUGAAGGCACAAAGGCUAGUAUCAGGACUGGUUGAAGCUGAGACUGCACUUUUUAACAGCAAUAGUAGUAAUGAAAAUAUGGAAACAGAAGAGGGAGAGGCUCAUAAAGAUUCAGCUUCGAGCAUAGGCACUGAAAGCAAAAACCAUGCUAAAGAAGUAAAUCAUGAAGAAACUGACAAGAAUGAAGAAAGUAGUGAUGAUGAAAUGAAUCUGGAUGGUGUAAAAGAUGAAGAGAAGGAAGAGAAAGAAGAGGAAGAUGAAGAAUCUGAAGAGGAGGAAGAGGAAGAAGUAGACACUGAAGAGGAUGUAGAUGAAGAGUUAGAUGGGGAAGAUGAGGAGGUAGAAGAAGAGGAAGAUGAAUCAAAUGAUGAAGAGGAAGAUGAUAGUGAUGUUGAAGAAGGUAAAGGAAAAGAGAAAUCUACAGCGAUAGAAGAGGAAGAUGAUGUUGGAGGUGAAAAGUCAGUUAAGAGCAAAGGAACACCUGAGGAGAGUGAAACAAGCCUCACCAGCUCUAAAUUAAUCUUGCCACCAUCGUCUGGGAAGCUGGAACCAAAAGCAAAGUUGGAGUUGGUUAUCUCAGUAUUUGAUGAAGCUCUGAAGGUGGUUGGAGACAAGUUUGUUAACACAUAUAUAGAUGAACUGCUGCCACUGCUGUACCAGUGUUGGGGUGUGGCAGACAUGGCCGGCCUCAUCUACAAGAAUCUCCUGAAAAUAUUUGAGCACCACACUGCACUGCUCUCACCAUUCCAUUUUUAUAUCUGGUACCAAGUGGUGUGCCAGCAGCAGGAGGAGGGCAGCAGCCAGCAGGCCCGGGCAGUGCUGGAGCACGGUGUGAGGCAGCACCCCUCUGCCUCCCACCUGAAGCUGGAGCUGGUUCAGUACAUUGUUAGGGAGGCAGACACUGAUGCACAAAUCAUGAAGGAAUUCAGGAAGAUUAGCUCCUCAAUGCAAGGCGAGUGUGGCCUGACAGCAUGGAGGGAGUUUGUCAAGCACCUUUGUAAGGACAAUAAUAAGAUAAAGGUGUUCAAGGCUGCUGUGGAUCAUGAGGAUCUGAGAGUGGCACAAGGCAUGAGGGUUUUGUACCUCCAGGAUGUAGGAUUGCAGGAAGGUAUUGCUAGUGCUCGUAAGCUGUACCAGACACUGAAGUGGAGGCCGCCCUUCUGUGGUCGCCUUCAGGCUCUCAUGGUGGAGUUGGAGCUUGCCCAGGACAUGGUGAAUGCUGAGGCAGUCAGGGAGGUAUUCGGUGUGAGCUUGCAGCAACAUGGCUCCACAAACCCAGGAUUGUGGUUAGCUUACAUCCAGUUUGAGAAAAAGCAUGGGGAUCCUCUGAAGGCUGGAGGACUGUACACCAGGGCUGAGAAGGAGCUGCAGCCCCAACAGGCUCUUUUCUUCCGUGAACUCAUUCUAACAGUGCAAGAAAUGCUCGGGAAGGAGAAAACACCUUCAGGAUGUGAAAGCAAUAAAAACAGCUACUUUAUUGAAAACACUGAGGAGGAAGAGAGCCAGUCUAAGGAAGAUGGUGAGCCCCGGCCAGCUCUGGCACCCAUUUUUGAAGAGGAGCUGACUCUGUCCUACACAGCAAACAUUGCUCGCAGCAGCUUUUUCUCUGCUAUUCACUCAAUGGAAAAGAAUAUAAAGAAAGGUAAAAAAUCCAUGACAGGAGAAGAAGGAAGAGAGUGGGAAAAGGUGUUGGAGCUGUUACUGGGCCAGAAGAUCACUCUCAGGAUCAAGGAGGUGAAGGUGGAAACUGUAGAUAUAGGAAAGAAUAAUAAUCCUCAUCAGGAAAAACUCAUCAAACCAAGGUUUAAGGACAAGUAUGAGCCUACAGACCAUCUGAACCCUGAAGAGAAGAAUCCGAAGACGACAAGGGAUGAUGACAUUGAAAAGAUUCUAGCCACAUCAGAAGUCUUGAAGCCAGAUUUCAUGCAAAAGACAUCCCUAUCUCCCUACUUCGUGAGCAAGAAGAAGGCCAAGGCACUGCGAAAGAAGGAGAGUGUGAAGACGAAAGGUCCAGGUUGGUUUAACAUGAAGGCUCCAGAGCUGACGGAGGAGGCCAAACGGGACUUGGAGGUGCUGCAGAUGCGCUCUGUUCUUGACCCGAAGAGGCACUACAAGAAUGACAUGAAGGUCCUGCCUAAGUACUUCCAAUUGGCUGAGGUGGUCGAUAGUCCUGUUGAUUUCUACUCCUCCCGUGUCCCCAAGAAGCAACGCAAGCGUACCAUGGCAGAAGAAAUAAUGCACGAUGAGGAGACCCUGAGGUACCAGAAGAGGAAGUAUACUGAGAUAAUAGCAGCCAAACAAAAGAAGCAGUUCAAGCACCCGAAUGUAUUAAGAAAAAAGAAGACAAAGAAAUCAGCAGCAAAGAAUUGAAAAUGGGUGUUUAAUAAUUAGAGUUAGGACACUUUUAUGUUUUACCUUAUUUUGUAUCUACAGUAUAACUGUAAAUAUUUGAUUAAAUAUUUAUAAACAAUU
Molecule: messenger RNA, 3390 nt
Organism: Eriocheir sinensis (Chinese mitten crab)
Lineage: Eukaryota; Metazoa; Arthropoda; Malacostraca; Decapoda; Varunidae
Exons: 18
Coding region: 91-3288 (1065 amino acids)
Biological process (GO): maturation of SSU-rRNA from tricistronic rRNA transcript (SSU-rRNA, 5.8S rRNA, LSU-rRNA)
Cellular component (GO): small-subunit processome; Pwp2p-containing subcomplex of 90S preribosome
Molecular function (GO): snoRNA binding; protein binding
Source: RefSeq, a predicted model, not a curated record